Molecule: messenger RNA, 1047 nt
Organism: Alternaria rosae
Lineage: Eukaryota; Fungi; Ascomycota; Dothideomycetes; Pleosporales; Pleosporaceae
Exons: 2
Coding region: 196-819 (207 amino acids)
Source: RefSeq, a predicted model, not a curated record
AAGUCUGCCUUACUAGCACCAUCUCUUCGUUUGGGAAUAGAUGUAAUGGCUUAAGCAUGUGGGUUAAUAUCUGAAGUCGUGCAUAUAAAGCCACCAUGAGGCCUUAUGAUUUCAACAUCAGCUUUCUAGCCCUCGCUUCACCUCAUCAAACACCACUCAAACACACAAACGGCUCGAACUACCACCAAACUCACCAUGUACACUCAGAGUCUCAUCCUUGCGGUUCUGCCUCUUAUGGCUCAUGCUGUCGACAUUAUCCAGUUCGCCAUCUGGGAAGACAGCGUUCCUAACACGGAGUGCAACCUCGACCUUGACGGCGCCUACUUUAUGUGCAGCAACAUCCCUGCUGAAACUUGCUGUGCGAACUUCUGGAAGACCACAAGCUCUAUUCUAGGUCGCGGCCUCAACAACACCCAGGUCGAUGGCCGCGAUCCAGACUCAUUCGCCGUGUUCAACGGCGAAGACGGCGACCCAUGCGCCGUGACUACGGAAAGCUACUGCGGCGGCGGCGGAGGUUUCGAAGACUUCUGCUGGGCUACCGAUGGUGGUCAAGAAGGAUGUGGUGCAAAGGAGACUGGAGGCUCACUCUGGCACAGCGGGGAUGAACAUCUGAAGGGGAGAUUUGCCAAGAGGAAUGUUGAUGCCGUUAAGCCCAAUGUAGCUGGGAUUUGGGAUGCGGUUGAACGCAAGCACCGUCACUUUAGGAUUGGAGGCGACGUUCCUGCUGAUGUUACUACCAUUCUUGUCGAAGCUGUCAAAGCGAAUGCAGGAUACGGGUACCUUGAUGAGUCGGUGAAGGCUCUUGAGAUUACGGAAUAAGUUUGGUUGGGAUGGCAUCGAGGUCUUGGACUGAUGUGCAUGUUAAGAAGAGGAACAGUGUUGGAUUGUGUGCUUACGUGUCGACGAACCUAUCCUACUUCUAGUGCGACAGUCACUCUUUUCGGGAUUUCAAUGAGAAUUUGUUCUUGAGACUGAAUAUAACCAUUCAGACCGCAGCUCCAAUAUCUAUUGCUGUUCAUAUGUGAAGAUGCUCGCCCACUCUUGAAC